Anoplopoma fimbria (sablefish) is the source of this 681-nucleotide messenger RNA. RefSeq names its product rapunzel 2 (gene rpz2). Lineage: Eukaryota; Metazoa; Chordata; Actinopteri; Perciformes; Anoplopomatidae. Bases 1 to 681 code for a protein of 226 amino acids. The record is from RefSeq and is a predicted model, not a curated record. The transcript has a single exon.
AUGGCAGAUGCAGAAAGAAUCAGGGAAACUGCAGUCAUAGUGCUGGGCUUCGUGGAAAAUGUGGCCUCCUUCGCCUCCUCCAUCAACCCCAUCUUUGGCAUAGUCUCCUCCCUGGUUGCGGUGGCUCGCACGGGCCUGAUUAAGAAGGAGGGCCACGCUCUAGACAGGGAGUUCAAGCCGCUCCACACCAGACUGGAGACCAUCUCCGAAAGGAACCACCAAUGCCUGAGAAGGAUCCGCAUCGACGAGGUGAACGAAACCUAUGGCAAGUACGAGGAGUACAUUAAACACCAGUACAAUGCCUUCAACGACAUGGUGGCACAUAUGAAAAAAGAUCCAGACAACACCCAGCGUUACAUGAAGGCCUUUGAGACGACUUAUGAGAAGGACAUGAGCAACAUGAGCCUGGAUGUGUACUACAACGGUGUGAUGGGUACCAAAAUGCUGUUUGGUAGACCCCUUCUAAAGGUGUACCUGGACAACUGCGACGGCAACCGGGAGAUCAUGGAGCGCCGCUGUUCACACAUCAUCCACCUGUUCCACAUGGGCCUCAUAGCCCUCAUGGCCUACACAGCUGUUACGGAGGACGACGAAGAUGAGGUGCGGGAGAAGUGGACCAGGAGGGUGGAUAACAUCCAGGAGAAGAUGCAGGAGGUGCUCAGUCAGUGCAACGACAACUAG